Molecule: messenger RNA, 1524 nt
Organism: Paraglomus brasilianum
Lineage: Eukaryota; Fungi; Glomeromycota; Glomeromycetes; Paraglomerales; Paraglomeraceae
Source: the annotation of a GenBank genome assembly
AUGGCAGGGAAUAUCAAAAUACCCGGCCAUCAGUCGGCAUGGCGCGGGAAGUAUAAGAUACUUACACCUGAGGAUAGUUCAUUAACCCAUCCUACUUAUGGAGAGCCACACAUGGUUAUAGGGACAUACCAGCAGAUCAGGCUACAUAGUCAAAUUAUGUCUGAUCCUAGCCAAUAUUGCUUUUUAUUCGACGAAUACCAUGAACAAGACCCACAAAUGGCAUAUUUGUAUCAGCUUCUUAGCAAAUCAUCAAAACCACUGAAAAUAUUGUUAUUAUCAGCAACUCCAGAAACAAUACCAAUGAUAAUUUCUAACCUACACAAAGCUCAAAUCCCAAAACGUUUCAGAGCACAAAUCUAUAGAAGGGAUGAUGACAUAGACCCAAUUUGCAAUGUGCAAUGGGCUGAAAAACAAUUCCCAACAUUAGUUAACCCUCAACAGUCUAAUCAUCUGUUGGAGAACCAGAAUAAUUGGAAAACUGGUCCCCCAGACCCUAAUGCAGGGAUUGUUGCUUCUACAAUUGUCAUGACCAGAAUAAAUUUACCUAGAUCAAUCAAAGCUUAUAUUUCAGAAGGCAAACACAUGGUAAACAUAAAAGGUCAGCUUCACUACACCUGGACAGAUGCUGCAUCCCACCUUCAAGAAACAGGCUGUAUUUCACGACAUAGGGAUGAUGACAUUUUCAUUGUUCCAAAAUCAGCAGCUGCAAAUGGGAUCCUCAAGAACAGUAUAUCCUAUAUUGACAUCAGAUCAAUGGUUGAUGCAUCCAAUAGUUUUUACUACAAUGUUCAAGACAUCAAAACAUAUGGUGGUUCAUGUUUCCACCCACCUUUAUUGCCAUAUAAAGAUCAGAUAAUACCAUAUUGGAAAAAACCAACCCAUGAUUUAAUUAUAGAUAUAGCAGAAAAACAUUUUAAGGAAUCAACAUCUUCUUAUAUAAAUAUUAUAUCAAACAAUUCUUCUUACGACAGCACACAUACAUAUCACGAGAACACUAAGAGAAUGACCUUACAAGUGCCAAUUUGUCUCAUUUGUGCUAAAUGGCUCAAUGUGAUUAAUUCAGAGCCUCAUAGCCACUCGUCCAAUAACGAAUGGGAUCCAUAUUUCAAGUUGUCACAGCAGGAAUUAUUGGAAUAUCAUUUUGAACCAACCGAGUGUCAAUAUACGGUCAAACUCGAUUCACCGCUGACAAAACAUAGGAAGAUCUUUUAUCAAAAUAACAAAAGGCCAGUGUGGGAUCCACAUAUAUUUAAAAGCUUUUGUAACAAAAAAUACAAAUACGACGAAUACGUUCAAAAUCUGCAGGAAACACUACUUGCUACCGGGUUGUCACAGCAGACAGCAGACAGGUUAAGUGCAGAACAUGACUUCCGGGCAAAUCAAGAUUUGUCCUAUCUUUUCGACAACAAGACGAAGUCAAUAAGUCGUAUUUCGGGAGGGACGUUCACAAAAUUGAGAAAAAAAGGCAAAGCAUGUAUCUUUAAAGGCUACCAAUUUCUUUUAGCUCUUUCGUCACUACCAUAG